Leptomonas pyrrhocoris is the source of this 2081-nucleotide messenger RNA. RefSeq names its product putative mitochondrial sterol C-24 reductase. Gene Ontology annotation, molecular function: Delta24(24-1) sterol reductase activity. NCBI's taxonomy places the organism in Eukaryota, Euglenozoa, Kinetoplastea, Trypanosomatida, Trypanosomatidae. Gene Ontology annotation, biological process: ergosterol biosynthetic process. Gene Ontology annotation, cellular component: endoplasmic reticulum membrane. The coding region runs from base 570 to 2081 and encodes 503 amino acids. The transcript has a single exon. The record is from RefSeq and is a predicted model, not a curated record.
GAAGAGAAAGCGAAGCAGCUUUCUUCGCUCAUCAUUACAUCAUUCAUCGCCUUCUUCCUUCUUUUUAAAGAGUAAUUAGUCAAGUCAUUUCUGUAUUACUUCUGUCGUUUUCAGAUCGGCACACACCACCAGACAGACUCGCGCCUCGUUCUCUUCGAAGCAUCUUUUUCUACUCCUGUUUAUACACCUUCAAGUGGGAGUACUCUCUGUCGUAUUUCUCUGUCGUCUGCUCGGAUCUUUAGAAAGUCUAAUCAAGAACCUAAAGCGAGAACUCCUCGUACGCACUACCAAUUUUCUUUGUUUUCUUCACGUGUGCGUCGACUCGUCGCUCAUAUUUCUGUUAUCUGUGUCGGAGGCAACCAGCUGAUUAUACUGUUGUUCUCUUCUAAUUUGGUAAGUCGGUUUCGCAUCUUCACCAACGUACACCACAGUUUGCACACUAACCGUGUGCGUCUCCCGUGACACUCCACCGAAUCACACAACCUCUGCAAAAAAGAAAAAGAAGAAAAACUGAAGCAGUUUUCUGUAUAUAGAGGGAAUAAUAUUACAGAGAAGUGUAACAGAUACAAAUGCCACCGAAGAGGAGGUCUUCCAGCCGCGGUGGGUCUCGCGCCCGCUCCCGCUCACGCAAGACGAGUAGGUCGCGCUCUCCUGCCCGCCCGAAGCACGCCGCUAACCACGUGCCCACCCCUGUCUCCACACCCGAGGAGGCGUACUACGUGACGGUGGAGCGCAAAUUCACCCCUGAGAAGGACGACUGGCACGGGAACUGGGAGUUCAACGGGCCGCUUGGUGCCGCGGGCAUCAUGAUCGCCUCGCACGUUCUCAUCUUCUACUUCUUCGUGUGCAUCGAGAAGUUCCAGGGCACCAUCAUCUACCCGGGCCACAAGAUGCUGAACGGCGAGCCGAUGCAGAGAGUUUUCUUCUCUUACCUUGCCGAGCACGCCUGCCCCACCGUGAAGACGAUGGGCAUCUUUCUCGGCUUCCUCUUUCUCGAGUACGUGCUCGCUCUCAUCCUGCCGGCCAUGUACGUCAAGGGCCUUCCUCUGCCGUCGGAGAAUGGCUACCGCCUCACCUAUAAGUGCAACGCGGUGGGUGCGUGGUACUGCAUGCUGAUCAUCGUCGGUCUGCUGCACUACUUCGGCAUCUUUCCUCUGUACGAGCUGCGCCGCGACUACGGCCACUACCUCACCGCGGCCACCAUCGUCGCCGAUGUCAUCUCCGUUUGGGUGUUCAUUGCGGGCUGGAAGCGCCGUAUCCGCAUGACGGGCAGCACCAUCUACGACUUUUUCAUGGGCUCGGGCCUGAACUUCCGCCUGCCCGGCAACAUCGAUGUAAAGCUCUUUGCAGAGUGCCGCAACUCGUGGGUGCUGCUGAUGAUGCUGACGCUCAGCUGCGCCGCGGAGCAGUACGAGGAACUGCACUACCUCACAGGCAACAUGAUCUUCAUGAUUGUCGCGCACCUCCUCUACGUUAACGCGAUUCAGAAGGGCGAGGAGUGCGUCAUCUCCACGUGGGACAUCUACUACGAGAAGUUUGGGUGGAUGCUGGCGUUCUGGAACACAUGCGGCGUGCCGUUCCUCUACUGCAUGCAGUCCCUGUACAUCCAGACGGUCCUGAAGGACAAGCAGUACCCUAUCUGGGUGCUCGUGCUGAUGGGCUGCAUCCUCUUCGCCGCCUACUACGUGUGGGACACCAUCAACUCUCAGAAGAACCGCUUCCGCAUGCGCCGCAGCGGUGUGCCGAUGGAGAUCAUCCGCAACAGGGCCUUCCCGCAGCUGCCGUGGCGCUACAUCGAGAACCCUCGCACUCUGAAGAGCGAGAAGGGCGAGCUGUUUGUGGACGGCUUCUACCGCUACGGUCGUAAGCUCCAUUACACGGUGGAUCUGGUCAUGGCGUUUCUGUGGGGCAGCGCGUGCGGCUUCAGCUCCUUCGUUCCCUUCUUCUACUUCUUCUUCUUCCUCGGCCACCUGAUCGAUCGUGAGCGGCGUGACGAGCACCGGUGCAAGACGAAGUACGGUACACUGUGGGACGAGUAUGUGAAAGAGGUGCCGUACAAGUUCAUCCCGUACGUGUACUAA